Penaeus monodon (black tiger shrimp) is the source of this 1089-nucleotide messenger RNA. Its product is annotated as growth hormone secretagogue receptor type 1-like. The record is from RefSeq and is a predicted model, not a curated record. NCBI's taxonomy places the organism in Eukaryota, Metazoa, Arthropoda, Malacostraca, Decapoda, Penaeidae. Gene Ontology annotation, cellular component: plasma membrane. Gene Ontology annotation, molecular function: G protein-coupled receptor activity. Gene Ontology annotation, biological process: G protein-coupled receptor signaling pathway.
GUAAAGUGGUGCCCUACGUGGAGUUCACGGUGGCCCACGCGUCGAUGCUGACCAUCCUGGCCAUCUCCGUCGAGCGGUACCGAGCCAUCUGCCAUCCGCUGACCGCAGCAGCGACAUGCAGCAGAGCCAGGGCCACGGCCGCUUGCCUGUUGGUCUGGGUCCUCGCCACGUCCAUCACCAGCCCUGUCAUCGCUCUUACGGAAUAUGAACGAACGAAUUACGUAGAUGAUUCGGUAGUACCUGUUUGUUAUACUCGCAUCGACAAGCUCUGGGCAAAGGUGUUCGUUGUAUCUUCCAUGGUGGUCCUUUUCUUCCUUCCGCUGAUCAUCCUCGUGCUCCUGUACUGGAGGAUCGCCCGGCAGCUGCUCCUCGAGGAUAAGCAGCUGUGCAGAGACAAGCCGAACCCCAACUUACAAGCCAGAAAGCAGCUUCUUCGUGUGUCUGUUGCCGUACCGCGUCUUCAGUCUGUGGAUCAUCUUCACCAGCAAGGAAACGGAACAGUCGCUCGGACAGGAGGUGCACUUCAACCUGCUCUACGCGACUCGCACGCUCGUCUACGUCAACUCGGCCAUCAACCCCGUCCUCUACAACGUCACUUCGUCCAAGUUCCGUGGAGCUUUUUUCAGGCUCCUAGGCCUCCGCGGCGCCGACGGCACGACCUGGCCAGCGCCUCCCUGUCCAGCACCCUCAACAAGUCGCGCCACCCGUGGAAGAGCCAGAGGCUGCUGGUGCGCUGCAGCUACACGUGUCUCAGCUGGGAGGGGGAGACGCGCCCCCUGGUGGACCGCCGGCCCGCCCGAGCGGCCACCUGGGCCAGCACCAACGCCGCCAUCCAGCAGAGUCCGGCCGCCAGCCCGUUCCUGGCGAGGGCGCCGUGCACGCGGGCCGCGGUCAAGGAGGCGGAGAGCUUCGUCUGAGGAGAUCGUGAGAGGGAUUCCGACAGAGCUCCUUGCUCGCUUCUUCUCCCUUUUCAAACCCGGGAAUUUACGCUUUCGGUGUUCCUUCACCUUCGUUGUAAAUAUGUUAUUCGAUAUAUUGCGCAGAUCUGUUAUACUUAAGGUAUUUGGCUACAGUAAAUUCAUAAUGUAU